UUUAACUUUUUACUUUUUGCAAUCUGCCGAUUGAUUGGGCCAUGUCAGAAUCAAAGCCGACGCUGCGGAGUCGAGUUGCGACCACCCUGGGCGAAGGCUUCCGAGCUGUUGUGGCGUACGAGACGGCCAAGGUGGUCGAGGUGCGCUCGCUCAAGCUGGGCUUUUUCAAUCGCUUCGUCCAGCUCGCCAUUCUGGGCUACGUGAUUGGUUAUACCAUCGUGUACCAGAAGGGCUACCAGACACAAGCGCCGCUCCAGAGCACGCUCACUACCAAGGUCAAGAACGUGGGCUUUGCCUGCCAGAGCACGGACUCUGCUGGCGGUCGGUACGGCGGGCGGGGCGGUGCCGCAAUCGGAGUUACCACAUGUCCCAUUCCAGGAGUGGAUCCGCCUGGGAACACCGAGCUCAGCCUGUGGGACUCGACAGACUACGUGAUUCCUGCAAAUGAGCACGAUGCCUUGUUCAUUUUAACCAACUCGAUUGUGACUCCAGAGCAAAAGCAAACGACUUGCGCCGAGGAUCCUCAAUAUGCACAAGCGUGCACGGACGAUUCGGAAUGUACCAAGUAUUCUAGUACUCGAAAUGGAAUCAUGACUGGCCGGUGCGUGAACAGCACGUGCGAGAUUUACGCCUGGGCUCCGCUUGAACUGGACUCGCUCAGCCCGCAGUCGGGCUCUGUGAUUGAGCAAGCCGGAAACUUCACCGUGUUUAUCAAAAACAACGUUCGCUUUGCCAAGUUUGGCAUCUCCCGCACCAAUGUAGACAUUGGAAACACGAGUGCUGCCUAUCUCGCCAAUUGCCGCUGGAACAAGGAGACCGACUACUAUUGUCCCAUCUUCAAGCUGGGUGACUUGGUUGAAGCUUCCGGCUGGAAGAUUGAAGACAUGUUGGUGCUGGGAGGAGUGCUUGGAGUCAACCUCGAUUGGACUUGCAAUUUCGACAACGAUGAGAGCGAAUGCCGCCCAGUCUUCUCCAUCAGUCGAAUCGACGAUCCAACGUCCACGAGUCCUGGAUACAACUUCCGCUAUGCCGACUAUUACACACUCCCGUCGCCAACCGAUCCAUCGAUCAGCGUCCCGCAUCGUGAUUUAAUCAAGGCGUACGGCAUUCGCCUCAUCUUUGUCGUGUCUGGCGAAGGAGGCAAGUUUGAUGUUGCGGCGCUCACCAUGAGUCUCGGCUCGGGCUUGGCUCUGCUUGGUCUGGCGACCUUGCUGUGCGACUUUUUCAUGACGCAUUUCUUUGCCAAGAAGGACUACUACCGCGAGAAAAAGUUUGAACUCGUGGAUGAUCUCCCGCCGCUCGAUCAGACAUUUAGUCGUCUCGUCGGUGGCCCUCGCCGCUCGGAAGUUGCCGUGCCUGUUCCAUCAACCUCCACCAGUGUUGGAUCCGUCCAAGGGGGUAACACUGCAAGCGAGAAGAGCCCGCUGCUGCAGGAAGAUCAACGGCACACUUGGUCUUAAUCUGAAUUUUUCGGAAACGCCGGGUUGGUUCUUUGGGUGCUUUGCAGAAGGGUUGCUGGUGUUGUCAUUCUGCUGGAACGCUCUGCUUGAUUUGAUCACGAACGAAUCCCAAAAACAAUUCCAUUUAAUUUGAAAGAAACUGCUC
This is a messenger RNA of Capsaspora owczarzaki ATCC 30864, 1605 nucleotides long. Its product is annotated as purinergic receptor P2X. Gene Ontology annotation, cellular component: nuclear inner membrane; plasma membrane. Gene Ontology annotation, biological process: response to ATP; monoatomic cation transmembrane transport. Gene Ontology annotation, molecular function: extracellularly ATP-gated monoatomic cation channel activity; purinergic nucleotide receptor activity. The record is from RefSeq and is a predicted model, not a curated record. The coding region runs from base 42 to 1460 and encodes 472 amino acids. The transcript is spliced from 6 exons. NCBI's taxonomy places the organism in Eukaryota, Filasterea, Ministeriida, Capsasporidae.